AUGUCAACCAUCGUUGUUAUGAAUCUGCACUUUCGUGUCAACAUUGAUGACUUGUAUACAGCAUUCAAACCUUACGGAGAACUAACACAUUGUCGAAUGAUGAUUAAUGAAAGACACGAACCAAAGGGAUACGCUUUCUUAACAUUCAAAAGAGAAAGCGAAGCAAGAAAAGCUGUAGACAUGAUGGAUGGCUUCAAGAUGUAUGGACGCAAAAUCAGCGCUUCUAUUUCCACAGGCAAGACUGCAAUUAAAAAUCCAACAUUUUAA
Messenger RNA from Trichomonas vaginalis G3, 267 nucleotides. Its product is annotated as RNA-binding domain, RBD family-containing protein. The transcript has a single exon. Gene Ontology annotation, molecular function: RNA binding. The record is from RefSeq and is a predicted model, not a curated record. Bases 1 to 267 code for a protein of 88 amino acids. NCBI's taxonomy places the organism in Eukaryota, Parabasalia, Trichomonadida, Trichomonadidae.